Molecule: messenger RNA, 2274 nt
Organism: Strongylocentrotus purpuratus (purple sea urchin)
Lineage: Eukaryota; Metazoa; Echinodermata; Echinoidea; Camarodonta; Strongylocentrotidae
Product: putative indole-3-acetic acid-amido synthetase GH3.10
Exons: 7
Coding region: 86-2146 (686 amino acids)
Cellular component (GO): cytoplasm
Molecular function (GO): acid-amino acid ligase activity
Source: RefSeq, a predicted model, not a curated record
CCCAACUGGUUUUUAAUCAUUACAUUUCGAUUUCAAACUCAAGCGUUGGUUCUUUCGAUGUGUAUAGCGUGACAGAUCGAGAACCAUGACAGCUCAAGAGAAAGUUAGACUAGCCUGCGGUAUUUGUUUUAUUCUGGCUCUUGGACAAGCUAUAUUCUUGCUGUCAAGAGGACACAAGCACCACCAUGAUGUUCAAGCACUAGUCGGUUUGGGGCUAGGAAUGACGAUAAGCGCAGCUCUAUUUACAUUCACCAUGUGCUCUCAUCACUGCAGUCCGUUCAUUUCUAUCAAAGUACUCGUUCUGAAGUAUGCCUUUCAUUGGCUUCUUUGGUUUUUGAAACGAAAGCACUGGCAUGCCUUCCAAAAGAGCAACGAGAAUUGUACGAAAGCCCAGUCCGAGUUCCUAUUGAAGACAAUCCGCAAACAACAAGACACCGCGUACGGGAAGGACUUCAACUUGAAGGAGAUAUCUUCUGUCGAAGACUUCCUCAAGAAACAUCCUCUGACAACCUACGACCAUUACCGAAAAUACAUUAAACGGGUGGCUAAGGGAGAGCAAGGCGUCAUGUUCCACAAAAAACCUAGUGUCCUUGGUAAGACGUCAGGGACCACAGGUUUGGCCAAAGUGUUUCCGGUUAGUGAAGAAUACAUGAAUAACAUUACUCUAAGAGGAAACGCUGUGACGUCAGCCCUUCGAAAUCAGGCUGGCAUUGCUGAUCCCAAACCACUACAAAUGACGUGUUCGCUUUUAGUACAUGGUGCUGUAGGUUUCUCGGAAGGAGGCACCCCAGUUGGGUCGGUGACCGCGUUCAUGAUGUCAGAUGCCAUCAGGGAGAUUCUAUUCUGUACGCCACCACUUGGUGCAAGCAUAGUGCACGAGCCAACUUCUAUGUACAUCCACGCCCUCUUUGCGCUUCGAGAUGAACACCUUGGCAGCAUCUGGUCUCCUUUCGCCUCCUCCCUCUUCAUCUUCUUCCGUUUCCUGGAGGUAUCCUGGAACAUGCUGGUGCAGGAUAUCCGCAGUGGUUCCAUCUCUGAAAAGCUGCCGUCACUGUCUCCUAGGGAUCGAGAAGAACUCAAUAGAUUCCUCUACCCAAUGCCCGAUCGAGCCAAUGAGAUAGAGAGACAGUUCCGUAUGGGGUUCGACAACAUUGUGAGUAGGUUGUGGCCGAGAAUGCCCGUAUUGUACGGUGUUACAUCAGGUUCCAUGCAGCCAUUUGUACAACGUCUCAAGAAGUAUAGUGGAGAUUUGAAAAUCCUGUCGGGUUUCUAUAUUUCUACUGAGGGCCUUGUUGGAUACGCAUGUGAGUUCCCAGAUGACGGACAGACGAAAUACGUGUGCGUAGCAGACGGUAUAUUCUGUGAAUUUAUACCUGCUGAUUACUGUGAGGAUGAAAACCCAGGUACUCUGUUGAUGGAUGAGGUACGGGAAGGAGAAUGCUACGAGCUGGUCAUUACCAAUACAGAUGGUCUCUAUAGAUACCGGAUGGGUGAUGUCGUCCUCAUUACAGGGUUCUACAAUACCACGCCCAUCUUCCAGUUCCAAUAUAGGAAUGGAGAACUGCUGAGUCUGUGUGCCGAGAAAACAUCUGAGGUGGCGGUGACCAAAGCUCUGGAGGAAACAGCCGAGAAAUGGGACGAUGUCGAGAUCGCGCAGUAUGUGUGUGCAGAGAGUCCUCUCUACGAUGAGGCAAGAGGCACGAAUGAAGACUUGAGUGCAAACAUUCUUUAUUACGUCAUCUUCGUAGAGCUUUCAGCUUCCACGGACUCACUGCUAACAUCGGUUCGCAAUGUACAGAUGAAGUUCGAGGCUGAGUUUGACGCUAACCUUAGGACCUUCUCGGAGUCUUAUGACAAGUGCAGGGAGAAGAGCAAGCUGGGUCCUCCCCGCGUCGUCUUCCUCGAUCGCCACGCCUUCUCCCACUUCAGAGGGUUCCUCCUGGAGACGUCAACAGCCUCUGCGGGACAGUUCAAGAUUCCCAAGAAACUUCGCGAGCUAAGGUGGAUCCAACUCUUCCUGAGCCACGAGAUCAAGACCGUUUCCGUCGAUGAUAAGGUGGAGGAUAAGGUGGAGGAUAAGGUCGAUGAUAAGGCCGAGGACGAGGUCGAGGACUUGUCCAAAGUCACCGGUGAUGAUCUUGUAUAGACAGAAAACAAUGUUUCAGGGAAAGAACUCACUGGAUUCAUUGUCAGAAAGUACUAUUUGUUAUGUUGUUUAUAUUUAUAUGGAAUACAGAAGAAAGUAAAUCAUAUCAAAUUAAAUCAAAUCAAGCA